UCUUCAAAGUAACAUUCCAAAUCUCUCUCUCAUUCACAAGUUGCGAAGAAUAUGGCGACCGAGGAUGUGAACGAAGAAGCCCUUGCGGCGGCGGAAGUAACGGAGAAGCAGCCUCAUAAGCUCGAAAGAAAAUGGUGUUUCUGGUUCGAUAACCAAUCUAAGCAAGAGCAAGGCGCUGCCUGGGGAGCUUCCCUUCGUAAAGCCUGUACCUUCGACACUGUCGAAGAUUUCUGGGGUUUGCACGAGACUAUAUUCAUCCCCAGCAAAUUGACGCCGAAUGCUGAAAUUCACAUGUUCAAAGCUGGUGUUGAGCCCAAGUGGGAAGAUCCAGAGUGUGCUAAUGGCGGAAAGUGGACUUAUGUUGUUGCCAACAGCAGGAAGCAAGCUUUAGACAAGGCUUGGCUUGAAACUUUGAUGGCUUUGAUUGGAGAGCAAUUCGAUGAGGCAGAUGAGAUUUGUGGUCUUGUUGCUAGUGUGCGCCAAAAGCAAGACAAGCUCUCAUUGUGGACAAGGACUAAAUCAAAUGAAGCUGUCCUGAUGAGUAUUGGAAAGAAGUGGAAGGCGCUACUUGACGUCACCGACAAGAUAACUUUCACUAACCAUGAUGAUUCUAGAAGAAGUCGGUUCACUGUCUGAAACGAAGACGCAAGAGGAAGAUGAAAGAUGCCUUUUUUCUUCCUUACUUUGUCGGUCUACUCAAAUAGCUGAGACCUUUAGGGCCACUUCGGUUUGAGGUGUAACUCUACAAAAAAAAAAUUUGUUUCACACAGAUUUUUAAUAUCAUGUCCAGCUAUAUAAAUUCACUUUUUGAAAGCAUCAUUUUUAAUAUCUUUUUACCAUA
Brassica oleracea var. oleracea is the source of this 841-nucleotide messenger RNA. Its product is annotated as eukaryotic translation initiation factor isoform 4E-like. The record is from RefSeq and is a predicted model, not a curated record. Gene Ontology annotation, molecular function: RNA 7-methylguanosine cap binding; translation initiation factor activity. Gene Ontology annotation, biological process: translational initiation. Gene Ontology annotation, cellular component: cytoplasm; eukaryotic translation initiation factor 4F complex. NCBI's taxonomy places the organism in Eukaryota, Viridiplantae, Streptophyta, Magnoliopsida, Brassicales, Brassicaceae. Bases 52 to 636 code for a protein of 194 amino acids. The transcript is spliced from 5 exons.